GUGACCGACUCGCGUUCUCCCGUUCCCCUCCCCACUUAUAAGAGAAACCGACUGCUAAACGGUAUCCGAGACUUACGUGUGAUCUCCCAAGAUGGCGACUACAGUCUUCACCAAAUCAGUGACCUCCGCCAUGCAGCGCAUCGCGCCCCUCGUCUUAGCUGGAUCCUGGGACAAUGUCGGGCUCAUACUCGAAUCGGCGACCGCAAGCAACAGCAACAAAGUCCUUCUGACUAUCGACGUCACACCCGCCGUCUGUGAAGAAGCGAUCUCCCAUAACGUUUCGAUGAUAGUGUCCUAUCACCCGCCCAUAUUCCACGCACUCAAGUCUCUGACUCUGUCGACUCCCUUACAAAAAACGCUUCUUCGAUGUGCCAGUGCUGGCAUUUCGAUCUACUCUCCCCAUAGCGCACUUGACAGUGUUUUCGAUGGGAUGAACGACUGGCUAGCCAAGUGCAUCGAAGCAGACCCCCAACGGGUGUCGUGUCUCGACACCAAGCCGUCGACUGCAGCCAUCGGUGGCGAUGGCCGCCGUGUUACUUUCGACCCCCCAAUCUCCAUGAGCGUUUUGGAGGAGCGAAUCAAGAAACAUCUGAGUCUUUCUCAGAUUCAAGUCGGAUACUCGACAAUCAAGCCCGAUCGCCUCGUUCACACUGUUGCCAUCUGUGCUGGAUCAGGCGGAGGUAUGUUCCAGAGUCUGAAGACAAUUGCGGAUGUCUAUUUUACGGGGGAGAUGCAGCAUGAUCAGGUCCUUGCGGCACUCGGGAGCGGAACCCAUGUCAUCCUUUGUGCGCUGCUUUCCGUUUGGUUUUUGGUUUCUCAUCUCUCUUAGGCGGGCACACCAACACCGAACGCGGUUUCCUUCCCAUUUUGGCAAACCGAUUGACUUCUGAGCUCAAGACGGAUGCUACUGAUGUUGAAGUUCUCGUCAGUCAAAGUGACGCACAUCCUCUACAGAUGAUUUGAACAGGAAGUUGUGGACAAGUCACCCAUCGUUAAGCUGUUGGUCGUCGGUAACAUGUACAUAGGCGACAGAAUUGAUCUAGCUGCUGACCUGAGCCAUAAAGCGUGCAAUGC
Mycena citricolor is the source of this 1074-nucleotide messenger RNA. Lineage: Eukaryota; Fungi; Basidiomycota; Agaricomycetes; Agaricales; Mycenaceae. The record is from the annotation of a GenBank genome assembly.